This is a messenger RNA of Chironomus riparius, 4003 nucleotides long. Lineage: Eukaryota; Metazoa; Arthropoda; Insecta; Diptera; Chironomidae. The record is from the annotation of a GenBank genome assembly.
UCGGGAGUUUUGGCGCGAAAAAAAAUAAACAAUAAUUUCAGUGAAUUUAUAACUUUUUAAUUAAUUCUAAGUCAAAUCUAUGAAUUUCAUGUAGUUAAACAGACAAGACAGUUGUAUAAAUAAUUAAUAAUUAAGAAAAAGAAGCAGCCAUAAAAUGACGAUGUCAAAAAUAGUCAAAAUUAUCAUAAACAAGUUCGGUGAAUGUAACGGAGAAAUUAACUUGAAGGAUUGUACGUUAAUUAACUGUGUUUAUCUAAAUUCUAAAGAAAUUAAUAAAAUUACUAAUGUCCUGAAGUUUAUGUUUUCUAAUGAAGACACCAGCGAUUUGGAGGAACUACAGCUUGCAGACAUAAGUGAUGAUGCUGAAUGCCCAUUCGUCCAGGCACACAUUAGAACAGUCACAGAUGACAUUUGCAUCCUGAAAAAGUCGUACAACAAUGGAGUAUUCAUUUAUGAAGUAGAUGGAACUGAAUCGACACAUCAUGCUUUCCAAGUAAAACUACAGGAACACAAAUGUCUGUUCACAUUUACAACUUACCUUUCUCCAAAAACCAUUGAAUCUCUUAUGAAUCUUAAUGACACAUCACGUAUAAAUUUAAUAGAAAGCAUCUGCGGCAAUUCUGAACUGAAAAUGCGAUAUAAUCAGCACAAGACGAAAAUGGGGGAACUAGAAAUCUCAAUGAAGAUGCUAAAUGAGCACAAGAAGGAAUUUUUCUCAGAAAAGAAGCAAGAAAAGCUAAGAAUUGAAAAUUCCAAGAAAAUUAAGAAAGCAACAACUGAGUUUGAGAAGGCAUUCGAGCAGUUCUCACUAAUGAGACUUUACCACAAUGAGAAGAGAAUGAACGAAUCUAUUCCUGAAGAAAUGAAUGCAUUAAUUGUCAACUUGAAUGACGUUAUUGCUGAAUAUAAAAUUAAUUAUUUAAAAUUUAAAGAAAGUUUAAGGAAGAAAGUUGACAUUGAAAAGGAUGUCUGUGAAUCAGACAUAAAUCUUAACAAAUUAUUCUACAAUCUAAUUGCUUAUAAAAAGAAUCUUUUGACUUACAAUGAUGAGCUUGAAUCUAUUGACCUUCAAAAGAAUUUUGCAGAUCUUAUCGAUCAUGAAUGUGCUAAAUAUAAGACUCAAGUCGAAGAAUCGUCUGAAAAGCUUCAAUAUUUAGAUAAUGCUCACGUAAAUUAUAUUGACAGCAUAAAUGAAUAUUCAGAACUAAGGAACAAGUUCUUUGAAUCAAAUUAUGACUAUAUGCUGUAUAUAUCUACAAAAAGACAAAUUGAUCAGCUCCAAAUGAGCAAGGAUAAAGCUGAGAAGAAUAAAAUGAUUGUUAAAUGUCUGCUUAAUGAAAAUACAAUGUUUAAGGAACAACUGAAGGUUUUAGAGACAAAUGAAAAGGAAUUAGUUAAAGAACUCAAUAUUUCAAAUGGUUUGAUUAGUAAGCUAAAGCCUGAAUUAUUGGAAACUGAGAAAUUCAUAGAGAAAGCAAAAAAGACAAUUACUGAUAAAUUGAUACACAACAGCUAUGAUUUAAUUGACAUCAAAAGAAUUGAGCAGAGACUUCGUGACAAAUUUUCAGACUCAAUUAUUGGAAUUUUAUCAGAACUGUUUGAUGUCAAAGAGUUCAAUGGAAUGACUGUCACAAAAACACAGAUUCAAAGCUGCUUAGGCAAGUUCUCAAAUGCUAUUGUCGUUGAAAGCCCAACAAUUUUAAAGGAAGUCAGUAAAUAUUUAAGAAUGCAACAGAAUGAACAAAUUUCCAUAAUUUUAAUGCCUCAAAAAUAUUACAAACCAGUAAAUCCAAUUAAUUUAAGGAACAAGGCACUUCCAAAUAUCAAAAUGACUCCAAUUGAAAGUUUCUUUGAUCAAACUUCCGAUGAGAUUAAAACAAUUUUAAUGCAUAUUUUGGAACCGACAAUUGUUUGUGACUCAAAAACGCACGAUGCUGUCCAUAAAGUCUUUAAUCAUCUGGGAAAAAGUGUCAAAGUUGCUUCUUUCGUCGCUUCCGUUUCUUACAUUCCAGCAAAAUUAAUUAAUGCUCAUUCGACACUUAUUAAUGAUGUAAAUGUUGUGGAUCUAGCUAGAAAUGUCAAUGAAUAUAGAAUAAAAGCUAUUGACUUAAAAUCUGAUCUUCAGGUUGAGAAUCACAAGUUCUUAUUAUCUGUAGGACGUUUAAGCAGCAUAAAGUUAAUGAUAAAAUUUAUGAAGGAAGUAAUGGCACGCAACACAAACUGUAUUAAUGUUUUGAAUAAGAAAACUGAGAAACUUGAAGAACUUAUCAAAAUGCUUGACGACGAUAAUCAUGCUAAAGUUGUGAAAAGAUUCGUCGAACUUCGUGCUAAAUUCAAACCUUUGUUGGAUAAUCAUUAUCGUCAGUUUCGUAACAAGCAUAAAAUACCGAAUAUUGAGGAAUAUGAAGCAUUAGCACCAAAACUCUUUCAUUUUGCCAGUAGUCGUAAAGCUUUGCAAUACGAAAUUACAAUUUUAAAUAAUCAGAUUGAAACUCUCUCAAAAAUGCAGUCAGAUAAGGAUUUUUAUGUCAAUGAGAAGGCACAACUUGUAAUGACUGUCGAAAAUACUAAAUUGGAAAUAGAAAGAGCAAGAAUACAGCUGGACGAAGCAAAAACUUUAUGCCAAGGAAAAUACACAAAAUGGAUGGAGAAAAUUAUCAAAAUUGUAACUGAAAAAGAAAAGAGCACUAAAAUUAACGAUAAUUUGAAGGCUAUGCUGCUGAAAAUCUGCAGUGAUAUGAAUGAGAAACGGAUGUUGCUGAGUGAAAAUUAUAAGCUGUUGAAUCAUGUUUUUGCAAAUUUUGAAAGGAUAUCGAUACAAGAUGGAACCUUACUGUCACAACUAAUUUUUAACAAUGACACCAAUGAAAGCUUUGAUUUAAUUACAUAUCAUCUUCAGCAAAUCCAACCAAAUUAUGACGUCUUAAAUGAUGAUUUGAAAGACAUUAAUAAUUUUAAGAAAGCCUCUUUUGAUCUGCAAAUGACAAUGAGCACCUUAAAGAAAGCCUUGAAUGAUUUCCCUCUAGAUUUUGGAGGAAAUGAAAAUGAGCUGGCGUCAAUUACCGUGAAAAUGAACAACUUGUCAAUUGAAAUUAAAAACACAAAUAAUGAGUGUCAAAAAGUUUUAGGGACUUUAAGGACUGUCACAGAAGAUCGAAACAAGCGAUUCACGGAAUGCCUGAAUAUCAUAAACGAUGAGAUUAAAAAGUUUUGCAGAAUCACAACCAAUGACAGACUUUAUGGAGAAUUAAUGCCUGUAAAUGAAAGUGAGCCUUUCCUGGAUCUUCAAUAUUGCUGGCAAUCUGGAAGCGGAACUGAAUUUGUUGAUGGCUCAAAGCCAAAUUGGGAAGCAGCAUUAGCUUUUUGGCUAGGCGUUGCUAGAUACAAGAAGCAACAUUUUGUGCCAUAUUUUGAGACGUCUUGCGAACUACCGAUUCUUAAAGCUAUACAAAAAUACUCGAAUAGCACAGAAACUGAUUUACAAGCUAUGAUCUUUUGGAAGACGAAAAUCGAUGCAGACAUGUGCCAUUAUACAAUCAUGAGAUUCAAAGAUAAAAUUAAAAUCAACGAUAAUGAAGAAGAAAAACGUAAACUUGAUAUUCUUUUAAAUUCUUAGUUUUAGAUUGUAGAAAGUACAAGUUUUAGGAUAUUAAUAAAAGCAAAGUUUUAAUCUUUAACGAAUUUUUUGAAAUUCAAAAUUUAACAGGUUUCAAAAAUUCAAAUUUAAAUUUUUGAACACUUAAUUCAAAUCUCAGGAAACCGUUGAAAGUUCAAACAUUUAUUUUUAUAAGCUUAAUAAUCAUAAUCCUUUAUUCAAUGCAUAAUAUAAGGCACAGAAAUGAAAUAUUUUUGAUGUUAACCUUUGUCGGUUUUAAAUCAAUCGCUUAUAUGAGGGUGUUUAAAGUAGUUGCUUGAAGUGAAAAUGUAAUUUAUAAUGAGAUAAGCUUAAGUUUAACUGAAAUGAUUGCAAAUAAAAGACAAUAAACAUUAAAUGACAACAGAC